This is a messenger RNA of Lottia gigantea (owl limpet), 723 nucleotides long. RefSeq lists its product as hypothetical. The transcript has 2 exons. The coding region runs from base 1 to 723 and encodes 240 amino acids. NCBI's taxonomy places the organism in Eukaryota, Metazoa, Mollusca, Gastropoda, Lottiidae. The record is from RefSeq and is a predicted model, not a curated record.
AUGAUAAUAGUGAAACAACUUCUAAAUGUAGUAGAUAAAACUCAAUUACAAACUUUAGCUUCAUUAAUAUCCAAAUUAGAUGAUAAGAUUAAAAAACAAAAAAUAGAUCUUAAACAACUAAUAGAUAAUAUUAAUCCAGUUUUCCGUGUGAGAAAUACUGAGCGUAUUCCUACAGGUGAAACAACAUAUCAGUUGGAAGGAUAUGGAUUUAUAUUAAAAAUAAAAGUAUUUUCAUAUAUAAGUGGAAACGUUAAAAAUAUAUUUGAUGAUUCAGAAAACUGUAAUUUCCGAGGUAAAUCUCUAAUUGAAAUUCUUUUUCCUGUAAAAGUUAAAAUCGAUUCAAUCUUCUUCUCUCAUCCAUCUAACUAUUUGAAGGCUCGUACGAUUUUCGAAUUUAUCAAAGAUGGUGAAUAUGUUGAGAAUAAAGAUUUGGAAGUUAAUGAUGAAAACAACAAGCCUAAUCAUAUGUAUGAAAUUAAAACAAAUGAAAAAUAUAUAGAAACCUUUAGAAUGUUAAUAAUACCAGACAAUGACAACGAUAUUCUUUCAAUAGGUGAUUUUGAUAUGAUAUUAAAGACGGAAAGCUCACCACCGAUGAACAUUAUUAGAAAUUCAACUCCACAAAAACCACACACAAUAAAGAGUUAUACGUUUUUAAGAACAUCAGACUUUGAAUAUGUAAAACUAUAUUUUGUUAAUACUAGUUUUUCACUCAAUGUAUGA